Messenger RNA from Oppia nitens, 3174 nucleotides. It is a transcript of the gene shi, whose product is annotated as dynamin-like. Lineage: Eukaryota; Metazoa; Arthropoda; Arachnida; Sarcoptiformes; Oppiidae. Gene Ontology annotation, biological process: receptor-mediated endocytosis. Gene Ontology annotation, cellular component: synapse; cytoplasm; microtubule. Bases 277 to 2901 code for a protein of 874 amino acids. Gene Ontology annotation, molecular function: microtubule binding; GTP binding; GTPase activity. The record is from RefSeq and is a predicted model, not a curated record. The transcript is spliced from 10 exons.
UAUGAGUGAAUUCAUCCAAAUGUAUGAUUAGUUUGAUUGCAAUCAAUGGAUGGAUUGCAACGAUUAGACCAUUGAAUCCAAUGAUAAUAUUUGACACUUAAUGUUGUGUUUGUUGUCUUAAUAACUAAAUAUAGCUUUCAAUUGAUUGACUCGUUAUAUAUGCAGAUGUGAUAUAUAUUCAUACCUUUUAUUAUUAUUAUUAUUGUUAAGUCAUUAUAUGAUUAUAUCAAUUGAUUGAUUGAUUGUUUUGUGUUGACCACCAAUUGAUCGCUGAAAAUGGUUGCCGGAAACGACGGAAUGGAGGGAUUGAUCCCAAUUGUCAACAAACUUCAGGACGCCUUCGCACAAAUGGGUGUUCCCAUGUCAUUGGAUUUGCCACAAAUUGCUGUCGUUGGCGGACAAUCGGCCGGCAAGUCAUCGGUCUUAGAGAACUUUGUUGGCCGCGAUUUUUUGCCUCGAGGUUCGGGUAUUGUCACCCGUAGGCCACUUGUACUGCAACUAAUUAACUCUGCAAUGGAAUAUGGAGAGUUUCUUCAUUGUCGGGGAAAGAAAUUUACAAACUUUGAUGAAAUACGCAAAGAGAUCGAGGAUGAGACCGAACGAACUACUGGUCAUAAUAAGGGCAUAUCUCCCGUACCGAUCAAUCUGAGAGUCUAUUCACCACAUGUACUCAAUUUAACACUUAUCGAUCUUCCAGGUAUGACCAAAGUUCCUGUCGGCGAUCAACCGAUAGAUAUUGAGCACCAGAUCCGAGAGAUGAUAUUCUCAUUUAUUAAACGAGACAAUUGUCUAAUAUUAGCCGUGACCAGUGCUAAUCAAGAUUUGGCUACCAGUGAUGCUCUUAAAUUAGCCAAAGAAGUUGAUCCGGAAGGUGUUCGAUGUAUUGGUGUUAUUACUAAAUUGGAUUUAAUGGACGAGGGAACAGACGCCAGAGAAAUUUUAGAGAAUAAAUUAUUACCACUUCGUCGCGGAUAUAUUGGAGUUGUAAACAGAUCUCAGAGGGAUAUUGAGGGCAAAAAAGAUAUUCGUGUUGCACUCGACGGUGAGCGCAAAUUUUUUCUGUCACAUCCAUCAUAUCGACAUAUGGCCGACAAAAUGGGAACACCAUAUUUGCAACGAGUACUCAAUCAACAAUUAACUAAUCAUAUUAGAGAUACAUUACCGGCUUUAAGAGACAAACUACAGAAGCAGUUGUUGACUCUUGAAAAAGAUGUUGAGGAAUAUAAAAACUUCAGACCGGAUGAUCCGACCCGCAAAACCAAAGCAAUGUUACAAAUGAUACAACAAUUGCAGACUGACUUUGAGCGCAAUAUUGAAGGAAGUGGUUCAGCGGCUAUUAAUACAUCUGAAUUGUCAGGCGGUGCUCGUAUUAAUCGCUUAUUUCACGAGAGGUUCCCUUUCGAGAUCGUUAAGAUGGAGUUCGACGAGAAAGAGUUGCGACGAGAGAUAGCUUUUGCCAUUCGCAACAUUCAUGGUAUACGAGUUGGUCUCUUCACGCCUGACAUGGCGUUUGAAGCCAUUGUUAAGAAACAGAUCGGAAAACUUCGCGAACCAUCACUUAAAUGUGUAGAUCUUUGUAUCACUGAAUUGGGAAAUGUUGUUCGGAGAUGUACUGAAAGAAUGAGUCGAUAUCCACGGCUUAGAGAGGAGACUGAGAGGAUAAUUACAACUCAUGUUAGAGAACGGGAACAGAAAACCAAAGAUCAGAUCUUGCUUUUGGUUGAAGUGGAGUUGGCUUACAUGAACACCAAUCACGAAGACUUCAUCGGCUUUACAAAUGCUCAACAGUCAGCUGAGAGUGCACAGGGAGGUCGCAAAAAAUUGGGAAAUCAGGUUAUCCGUAAAGGCUAUAUGUGUAUACAUAAUUUGGGUAUUAUGAAAGGCGGUUCCAGAGAUUAUUGGUUUGUCUUAACCUCUGAGUCUAUAUCAUGGUUUAAAGAUGAAGAGGAAAAGGAUAAGAAAUAUAUGUUGCCAUUGGAUGGCCUCAAGAUUAAGGACAUUGAGUCAGGAUUUAUGUCCCGAAGACACACGUUUGCACUUUUCAAUCCCGAUCAGAGAAAUGUCUAUAAAGACUACAAACAAUUGGAGUUGUCGUGUGAAACAUCCGAAGAUGUCGACUCUUGGAAGGCGUCAUUCUUGAGGGCCGGUGUUUACCCCGAAAGAUCCACUUCUUCUGGAGAUCAGUCAUCUAAUGGUGGAGAGGAUGGCGCCUGUGAUACAGGUGUUUCAAGUCUUGAUCCACAACUUGAACGACAGGUGGAAACCAUCAGAAAUCUUGUCGACUCUUACAUGAAGAUUGUGACGAAAACUUUCCGAGAUUUAGUACCGAAAAUAAUAAUGCAUUUAAUGAUAAAUGAUGCGAAAGAUUUUAUUUUUGGUGAACUGCUAGCCUGUCUAUAUGCUGCAGGAGAUCAGACUUCAAUGAUGGAGGAGUCACCAGAAGAAGAGCGUAAGAGAGAAGAGAUGCUUCGUAUGUAUCACGCGUGCAAAGAUGCGCUCAAAAUCAUUGGAGAUGUGUCGAUGCAAACCAGUUAUUCACCGGCACCUCCACCCGUAAAGGACGACUGGUCACUACGCAAUUUAGCGCCAUCUCCUACACCACCGCCCGCAUCGAAUCCAUCACAGAAUAGGCCGCCACUAAACAAUCCCAAUCGACCGGCGCCCCCGCCAGCUGCCAAUCCAUCUCGUGGCGCUCCUCCACCACCGGGCAGACCGGCUCCUAAUGUCCCGGGUCGUGGAGCUCCACCACCAGGUCGCGGAGGUGUACCAUUGCCACCGCCACUCAUUCCAACGCGUAAUGUACCGUUUAUGCCGACACCGACCACAAACACGACAACCGAUAGACCUCUAAUCCCGCCGCGAAUUCCUGACCGACCAACGAGUCUAACCAAUCAUCGAUGACAUGACUCUUGAAAUGCAUACAUAAGACAAUGAGAUACAAAUUGUCGUUAAAUUAACUUAAAUUAUUUUAUUUAAAGUCAAAUAUGUGUUUAACAUUAGAGAGUUGUCUCCAAAAAGUGAUUUUUUUGACAACAUGUCUGUCUUUACAUUCCACGGCAAUUACUAACCAUUGAUAAAAUCAAUCAAAUUUUAGGAUUUUAUUUUGUGUUUUAUGUCAGCAAAUAUGAGAUAACGCUUUAUUUAAUUUUAUUAUUUUGUAUAUAUUAAUAUAUA